Molecule: messenger RNA, 822 nt
Organism: Trichomonas vaginalis G3
Lineage: Eukaryota; Parabasalia; Trichomonadida; Trichomonadidae
Product: protein of unknown function, DUF4106 family
Exons: 1
Coding region: 1-822 (273 amino acids)
Source: RefSeq, a predicted model, not a curated record
AUGGAAGUCAAUGGUGAACCAGAUAUAGCUGGUAUUUUAAGCGCGGCUUUAAUGCCAUUGAAAGAUAUGAAACAUGCAGAUAUUUUGGACCAGUAUGAAAUGAACAUGGCUGAUGGAAAUAUAACACCUGACGUUCUAGAACAUUUAUCUCAAAGAACUACACAGAACCAUAGAGAUGGUAUAUUUGGUGAAGAGUUUAGAAAGAAAGUUAGGGAGGGAGAAGGAAGAGAACCUAUUGUACAUGACCUUGCAAACGAAAGUUUACAAAAUGUCAUAAAAACUUACUUUGCAGGCGAUGAAUCGAGAAGGGAUGAAUAUUUAAGAAAACUCAAAUGGACAGUACCAAAUGAAAUGUUAGUAUUGAAAAACAUGUUCCUUGACAAAAUAAAACCAACUACAGAAAUAAACGACGCAAGACUGAAAGAUUGGGUAAAAGCUUUCCCAUUCACAAAAGAUAUAGUUGGUAACAUGGAAAGAAAACCAGAAUGGCUACAAAAACAUAUAUUUGGAAACGAGCUUAUUCCAUAUGGACAGGCACUGUUUGAAGAGCUUGAACCAGAAACUCAGGAAAGAGUCAUGCAAACAAUACGCGAAGACUCAAAUACAGACUAUGACAAACUCUUUCUAGGAUAUAGGUUACCUGAGAUGGGCGACCAGAGCCAAAAGGCAAAAAGAACAUGGGAAAUUUGCAACAUACUAGAUGAACAUAAUGCAAAGAUGCAACAACUUCAAGCAGAGGGCAAUGAAGGAAAAAGAAGAGUUAAAAACUCAGUCAGGAAGAAAGUAAAGCUUGGUCCACGUGGGUUCUAUUAUGACAUAUAA